AUGGUGAGGAUCUGUACCUACAAUGCACGUAUACUUGCAUCCGAGUCCUCGAUAGAAGUCUUGCUCAUGCAAGCAAGAAGGAUAAAGUACGAUGUCAUCGGCCUGGCCGAGACGAGAAGACGCCAGCCCUUCAACGCUAUCUAUGACACCGGAAAAGAACUGUUCCUCGGAACAUGCAACAAUAGAGGAGUCGGCAGCGUCGGAGUUCUCGUCAACACGAGUUUGUCCAUGAACACGGAUUCACAACUUAUGUGGAUCAAUUCCGGCUUCGACAAUCCUCGUCGUUUACGCGCCGAAAUCAAACUAUGA
Messenger RNA from Angiostrongylus costaricensis, 309 nucleotides. The record is from the annotation of a GenBank genome assembly. NCBI's taxonomy places the organism in Eukaryota, Metazoa, Nematoda, Chromadorea, Rhabditida, Metastrongylidae.